AUCAGAAGGGUUAAAUAUAGGGGGAGGGGAGAUGACAGCAAACCAACAGAGCGGUAUAUAAAAACACUUCGGGCGCACUCAAAGCAGGCACUGAGUUUGUGUUGGAGAGCUUGCGUAUGUCCACGCAAAGAGGAGCGUGCGUCGUGAAACGCUCUUGACAGCAUGUACCUGAAUUUGUGAUAAGAAGUUUUUCGCCAAACACAAUAGCACCAUUGUGUGCCCUGCGCUUAGUCUCCAGGAGGCAGCGAGUUUUUAUUUCAUUAGAGAAAAUGGAAUCAUAACAACAACAUAACAACGCGCUCUUGAUAACAACGCUCGGAACUGUAGGCGUAGGAGAACGGACAUGGUUGAUAAGCGCAGUAUUCAAUGCAAAGGGGGUAAAUUAAGGACCAAGAGAUGAAGGGAGAAUUCAAUUUGUCAGGGUGAAGUUUCACGAGAAGCUGCAAGGAAUGAUGCAGAAGUCUUCCAUUCCAAUCGUUGCCUGGUUGUGAGGCAAUUCACCUGAACUCCAGCAAGGAGUGAGAAGAGCAACUUCAGAAGGCUACUUUGGGAACCCUGGGCCCUACACACAGGCAACUCAAUAACUCAUUAUUGACGUGUUAUUUUUGUGUUAUAUUGAGAUGGGAAAUUGUAGAGUUUCUAGAGCUGAGGUCAUAGAUUAAAUCCUUUAGCCUACCUGGACACCACCUCAGAACUUUUCAUGAAUUCGUAGCCUAUCUCGGAGCCAUUGUCUGACAAAUACACUGGUUUAACUUCAAGGAGUACGACCUAUAUCACCUGGGGGACUACUCCCUGCGACUCAUCCUUGCAUUUAGUUACUUUACUUCCCUUUUCCUCUGAAAUUUGAUAUUUCUGAUCCCGAAGUGGCUCCGCAGUGGUGUUGCGGCUCCUCGUCCGCGGCGGAUCCGGAGAUCGGAGGUUCUGCAGCGGGAGGAGGCGGCGGUGGAACCCCUGCCACACCGCAGGGUCCAAAAACCGGUCGCGUGAAAAGGAUGAUUCGGUUGGCGGCAGAAUUGUUGUUACUGCUGGGACUGUUGCUACUAACUUUACACAUCACAGUACUGCGAAGCAGUCCUCUACAACCGGGGAACGCAACGUUAGAUCAGGAGCAGCACGCGCUGACAACGCAGAAUGAUCUCAAUGCUGAGAGCAGCUCUUCGUCGCAGCACGGCCCAGGGGACUGGAGAACGGGCCCAGAGCACAGAGUGGAGCCCCACCGGCCGGCGUCCCAGCCCUGGGUCCAGACCCAGAACCAAAACCAGGGGGCCGGGAGCAGCCUGCAGAGGGACGGGCCGGGGGCCUUCCUGCUGGACCUCCAGCACCUUCCGGACCUCUCCAAGGCGGACAUAAACGGACAGAACCCCAACAUACAGGUGACCAUCGAGGUGGUGGACGGACUGGAGGCGGCCGAGCCAGAAAAGGGCCUUCGCAAAGAGAAGAAACCAGGCUGGGCCACACCCAACUGGAGGAACUGGUGGCAGCGUUCGUCUUCCUCUUCCUCAUCGUCCACCUCCUCCUCCUCUUCCUCAAUCUCCUCUCCUGUAUCCACCUCGACGGUGCAGAGACCAGAGGAGCAGGAUUACUCCUAUGAGGGCAACACUGACAACAGCAACUUCCUCAAGCCACUGGAAGACUGGGAGCGCAGAGGUGGAGGAGCAAGCAGACCUGAAUACGACUACAUGGAUGGAGAAGGCGAUUGGAGCAACUGGUCGUCAUGCAGCGUCACCUGCGGCAAUGGUAACCAGAAGCGCACCAGAUCCUGUGGUUACGCCUGUACGGCCACCGAGUCUCGCACCUGUGACAUGCCCAGCUGCCCAGGGAUUGAAGAUGCCUUUAAGACAGCAGCCACUGAGGUCAGCCUGCUCGCUGGGACCGACGAGUUCAAUGCCACAGAGCUCUUUGGUGUUGACACGGACAGCUGCGAGCGCUGGAUGAACUGCAAGAGCGAGUUCCUAAAGAAGUACAUGACCAAGGUGGCCAACGACCUGCCCAGCUGCCCGUGUGCCUACCCGACGGAGGUGGCCUACAGCACGGCGGACGUGCACGACCCGGGGCGGCGUCGGGACUUCCGCUGGAAGGACGCCAGUGGCCCCAAGGAGAAGCUGGAGAUCUACAAGCCCACGGCACGCUACUGCAUCCGCUCCAUGCUCACGCUGGAGUCCACCACGCUCGCCGCGCAGCACUGUUGCUACGACGACGCCAUGAAGCUCAUCACACGCGGCAAGGGCGCCGGCACGCCCAACCUCAUCAGCACCGAGUUCUCCGCCGACCUGCACUACAAGGUGGACGUGCUGCCGUGGAUCAUCUGCAAGGGCGACUGGAGCCGCUACAACAAUGCCCGGCCGCCCAACAACGGCCAGAGGUGCGCGGAGAACCCGCAGGAUGAGGACUACUACAAACAGUUUGAAGAGGCCAGGGAGUUCUGAGCUUGGCACAGAAACAAAAAGAGGAGAGAGAAGAGAAGAGAAGAGAACUGAUGUGUUUAUUUGGGUUAGCGUACACACACACACACACACACACAGGGGUGGAACCACUUUCUUUUCUCUCGUAUGAUGGGGAGUCGUGGAGGAGCGUGUGGAGGGACGCCCCUGUAGCUGCAACACGAGCAGUGCAGCUGUUUGUCCAGGACAGUCUUUUAUUAGCCAAACAGGCGUGCAGUGGAAGCAUCAGCGCUUCUCUCGCGUUCCACCUUCCAGCAAAGCCAAGCGAAGCAGAGCAGAGCAAAGCAGGGCUCCUUCAGCCAACCGAGUGCUUAUUCAGUGUAUCAGCAGCCGGUGGUGGACAAGAUGAAAUGUCAUCUUAUACGUUGGUCUUAUAACACUGCUACAUUGUGUUUCUUCUAGUCAUAAAGACUGUACAUUGCAAUUUCAUAGUUUUAUCUGACCAUGUUAGAUGCAAGACAAAAGGGAAAGAGCUGUUGAUUUUUAUGUUAAAAAAGGGAAAAAGAUUUCUCAUGAAUUUUUGAAAAAGAAUCCAUACCUUUUGCCCUGUUUACAUGGCAGAAAAUGGAGGCAACCAAUGAGCUUCAACCGUAAGUUGCAAAAAUGGCAGGUGUAUCUGGCGGCGUUGGAGCUGCUAGGUCCUGCCUCUGGUACAUGUGUAAAUGUUCAAAGACUCAUAUGCAACUUUAGCAUGACACACAGGAGGCAACUCCUCUGCUCACUACAAAGGUGCCGGUUGUCACAUCUUAAAGGACCCCAUGAAAGUUGGUACAUUUGUGUAGUGAGCAUGUACUACAUUUUGCCAAUAAUCCACAGUCAUAUUGUCCUCUCUCCCCCUUAUAUUUGUAUUUGGUUUAAGAAAAAGCAUUACUCUUGAUGUAAAAAAGUGUUAUUUUUGUAAAGUAUUUAUUAAGUUGUAGCUAUGUGCCAUUGUUGGAUGUUCAUGAUAUGUGGAACAUAUGGGAUGUGUGCGUAAUGGUUGUAUGGCCAGAUAUUGAGAAGAAUGUUGAAAUAAAAGGUGAUGUCACCUAAAAUCUCA
Messenger RNA from Alosa sapidissima (American shad), 3480 nucleotides. It is a transcript of the gene ism1, whose product is annotated as isthmin 1. Lineage: Eukaryota; Metazoa; Chordata; Actinopteri; Clupeiformes; Clupeidae. The record is from RefSeq and is a predicted model, not a curated record. The transcript is spliced from 6 exons. The coding region runs from base 993 to 2426 and encodes 477 amino acids. Gene Ontology annotation, biological process: negative regulation of angiogenesis.